AUGAGAACCGAAAUUGAAAAUUUGUGGGUAUUUGCUCUUGCAUCAAAAUUCAAUAUUUUCAUGCAAGAACAUUUCGCUUCCCUCCUUGUCUCCGUAGCUAUCACUUGGUUUACGUUAACCAUCCUAUUUUGGUCUAUCCCGGGUGGACCGGCUUGGGGAAAAUACUUCUUCACUCGCCGGUUUAUCUCUCUCGGCUAUAAUCGAAAAUCCAAGAAUCUCAUUCCCGGUCCUAGAGGAUAUCCACUUGUGGGAAGCAUGAGCCUAAGGUCAAGCCACGUGGCUCAUCAGCGCAUAGCGUCAGUUGCUGAGAUAAGUAACGCCAAGCGGCUCAUGGCGUUUAGUCUCGGUGAUACUAAGGUGGUGGUGACGUGUCAUCCUGAUGUGGCAAAGGAAAUACUUAACAGUUCGGUUUUUGCAGACCGGCCAGUUGACGAAACCGCUUACGGUUUGAUGUUUAACCGAGCCAUGGGAUUUGCUCCCAAUGGUACUUACUGGCGUACUCUGCGUCGGUUAGGCUCGAACCAUCUUUUCAACCCAAAGCAAAUCAAACGCUCGGAGGAGCAGAGACGAGUGAUCGUGACUCAGAUGGUGAAUGCGUUUGCACGUAACGCUAAAUCCGCGUUUGUAGUGCGGGAUUUGCUCAAAACAGCGUCGCUNUCAAUACUUCGUGUUUAUUUAAAUCAAAGUUCUAUAUAA
Molecule: messenger RNA, 696 nt
Organism: Camelina sativa (false flax)
Lineage: Eukaryota; Viridiplantae; Streptophyta; Magnoliopsida; Brassicales; Brassicaceae
Source: RefSeq, a predicted model, not a curated record